UUGGGAGAGCACGUAAAUGGGAGAUAUAAAGAUGGUAAGAGUAAGAGAGUGAUACAUCAAUCUCAAUUCUCAUCAAUCAUCACAUUCAUACAUUACCAACUGGUAGACACAGAGCACUUCUUCCUGUAAGCUUUCUGUCCUUUGUCUGCUCCAACUCCACCUGCAACCCAUUGGUGGAAAUGGGCGGAGGAGAUGGUGGCGCCGCCUGGAAACUCAAGAAAGCCGCCAAGAAAAUAUUUGUGCCUACAUGUGCCUGUGCCGCUUUCUGCCGCAAACAACAAACCACCCAUAUUCUUCACAACUCCACUGUCUCUCUCUCUCUCUCUCUUGAUGGAAAAAGUUCAUUAUUUCUCUCUCUCUCUCUCUGUUCUGAUCUAUUUGUUGAAAUGUUUCUUAAAUCAGGUAUCUUGUGAUUCAGCCAGUAAUUCUUCCCAGCUGCAAACUCAGAAGAGCAACAUUUCUUGCAAGAGCAUCUCAUCAGAAACUGAAACCCCCAGCCCUUCUUCUUCAAAUAAGAACUUGUGUGCAAUAUGUUUGGAUCCUUUGAAUUUCAGCUCCGGUUGCAGCACAGGGCAGGCCUUAUUCACAGCCCAGUGCUCGCACGCAUUCCAUUUUGCUUGCAUCUUGUCCAAUGUCCGCCACGGUAGUGUGACGUGCCCCAUUUGCCGUGCUCAUUGGACUCAGUUACCUCGCUCCCUAAGUACACGGUCUUCCCUGCGCUGUAAGAUAGAUCCCGUUCUACAGAUCCUUGAUGACUCCAUUGCCAAUUUGCGGGGUCACAGGCGGUCAUUCUUGCAUUCAGCUCGCUAUGAUGAUGAUGAUCCUGUUGAGCCUGGCCAAGCUUGUGAAGAUCAGCCCCGUCUUUAUCUCUCUCUGCAGAGUGUUCCUUUUACUUAUCCAGGAUCAUCCUCAAUGGAAGAAUCACCAGAACAUGUUCCCACUCCUUCACUGUGCUCCUUAUACAACAGAGCUUAUCUUCGUUUGAAACUGGUGGAUCAACCAGCUACAGAUGUGGUCUUGGUUGCAAACCCCAAUGGGGCUCACUUGAGGCUCAUGAAACAAGCCAUGGCAUUGGUGGUUUUCCCAUUACGGUCCAUGGAUCGUCUGGCCAUUGUUACCUAUUCUUCAGCUGCAGCACAUGUCUUUCCUCUCAGGCGCAUGACUUCAUAUGGGAAGAGGUCUGCAUUACAAGUCAUCGAUCACUUAUUCCAUACAGGGCAGGCAGAUGCAAUGGAAGGGCUAAAGAAAGGAGUAAAGAUACUCAGCGAUCGUGUCCACAAGAAUCCAGACUCCUGUAUCUUGCAUCUGACUGACACUCCAUCCCCAUCCUACCAUUGGUUCAACCUUGAAGUUCCAGUUACAAUCCACCAGUUCCAUGUCGGCUACGGAUUUGGCACUUCUAACGGGUUCAUCAUGCGCGAAUUCGAAGAAUUCCUAGCAAGAACGCUAGGGGGUAGAAUUGAAGAUGUCCAGCUGAGGGUCAGGGAAGGCCAGAUGGUUGUGAGGAUCGGAGAACUGAGAGGAGGAGAGGAGAGGAAUAUCCCUUUGUAUACAUGUGAGUCAGGGAGCGUAUGCGUGGAUUACAGGUACAAGGAUGGGAGAGAUAGUGAAUGCAUUAGAACAGGUAAAAUUGUUCUGGGCUUGGGGAAUAAAGGAGAUAGAAGAGAGAAUAGAGAAGGUACAACAGUAGGGGUUAGAGUGAGCUGUGCUGAGAAUUGGGAUUACCAUGAUCCUUUCAUGGCUAGCAGAUGGGCCAAGCAUUUACAUGGUGCUAUAGGCUAUAGCCUGACAGAUUCACGAAUUGUAAUUUAAGUCUUAUACAGUCACUUAUUCAUUUAAUUUAUAAGUUAGGCUUGCUUUGAGUAAUUACUUAACUUACUAAUAUAAUGACAGCCAGCAGUAAAAUGGAUUAUUCCAUAUGCCAAUUUCAAUAAAUUUGCCUUUUAUUUCAGCAUUUACUCCCUGCACAAUCUUAAAGAAAUUUAAAAAACUUCCUACACCAAUAACAGUAAUAAAUUUCCCCAGA
Sesamum indicum (sesame) is the source of this 2026-nucleotide messenger RNA. Its product is annotated as E3 ubiquitin-protein ligase WAV3. Lineage: Eukaryota; Viridiplantae; Streptophyta; Magnoliopsida; Lamiales; Pedaliaceae. The record is from RefSeq and is a predicted model, not a curated record.